This is a messenger RNA of Pollicipes pollicipes, 1431 nucleotides long. RefSeq names its product transforming acidic coiled-coil-containing protein 3. The transcript is spliced from 8 exons. Bases 2 to 1258 code for a protein of 418 amino acids. The record is from RefSeq and is a predicted model, not a curated record. NCBI's taxonomy places the organism in Eukaryota, Metazoa, Arthropoda, Thecostraca, Pollicipedomorpha, Pollicipedidae.
GAUGCCGGAACCGGAGCCGGAGCUGGAGACGAUGCCGGAGCCGGAGUCGGCGGGCUCGCCGGAGCGGCUCGACAGCUCGGGGCCGGCCGAGCCGGAGACAACGGUCAUUGAGAACGGCUCACCGGACCCGCGCGGCGGCGGCGACUCGGCCGCGGCUGGCCCGUCCGCCGCCAGGGCGCCGCACGCCGUCAACCUUCUGGACACGACGCCUCUGGAGUUGGACGAAGUGAUCGGCACUUCUGACGCCGACCCCGAGAUGGCGUUGGGGUCCAACGACACGUUUAUGCCAGCCACAGAAUUUUUCCACGACGCGGCGGCGCUGGACAGCCUGGCGGAGCACGGCGACGGACGGCUGGCGUCCAACAUCGCCCGCAACUCGCUGUUCGUCAAGUUCGACCCGCUGCUGGGCCGGCCCAGCGUGCUGCCCCAGCUGGAUCGACAGGCCGGCACCCAGCAGGAGGAGCCGCCGCCGGCGGUGCCGCGCCAGCUGUCCACCGUCAAGGCCGACCUGAUCGCCUUCUCUCCAGCCAAGGAGGCGGCCGAGCCGACCCCGGACGCCGCACAGCCCGCGGAGCCCGAGCCCGAGCCCGCUCCGGAGACGGCGCUGGCCACGACGGCCGCCGACAACAACCACGUGUCAGCGGCCGAUGGGCAGGCGCUCAAGAAGCAGGAGUUCUACUACCGCGCAGAGCUUCUCAAGCGCGAGAAAGAGCUGGCGACAAUGCGGGAGGCGUUGGCGAAGCCGAAGCAGCGGGAUGCGGAACACAAGCAGCAGCAGUUGAAACUCUCCAGGGUGGUGGAGCUGCACACCAAGGCGCUGGCACGGCUGGCGAUCGAGAAGGAGCAGACGGACGCGGCCGUGCGCGCCGUCAGCGCCGAGCGUGACGAGGCCCGUCAGGAGGUGGCCAACGUCGAGUCAAUGUUCGCCGACUUGCACCGCAAGUACGAGAAGAGCAAGAGUCUGAUGCAGGAGAACAGGCAGCGGAGCGAGACCAUCUCGAAGUCGUGGCAGUCGGCGCUGGACGAGGUGUCGCGAGAGAGGCAGCGCCACGACAUGCUGCAGAAGUACGCCGAGGACACGCUGCAGAGGUUGCGCGAGGACAUGGAGCUGGCGGAGAAGAGUCACGAGACGGAGCUGCUGCGUCUGACCACCAAGCUCCAGCUCCUGGAGAACCGCAACACCAAGCUCGAGCGCGAGAACCAAGAGGUGACGGCCAUAUGUGACGAGCUGAUACAGAAGAUGGGAGGCGCUCGGUGAUUCCGACCGCGCAUUUCCCGCCUCCAUGAUUGCUUCGCGUAGUGGCGCGGCGUGAGAUAAGUGCCUGGAAGACCGCUGCGACGUCUUGCUGCGCUGAAGGCCUAACUGCUGUAUUUUUAUUUUGUUAUAAAUACGUGAAUAAUACAGUUAAUAAACUUGUCCCCUAUGUGUCA